Molecule: messenger RNA, 772 nt
Organism: Merops nubicus (carmine bee-eater)
Lineage: Eukaryota; Metazoa; Chordata; Aves; Coraciiformes; Meropidae
Product: sodium-dependent neutral amino acid transporter B(0)AT1-like
Exons: 4
Coding region: 89-772 (227 amino acids)
Biological process (GO): sodium ion transmembrane transport
Cellular component (GO): membrane
Source: RefSeq, a predicted model, not a curated record
AGCCUAAUUUUGGAGCUUCUGAAAUCUUCCACAGGGGGUUGAAGGAACUGGCCUAGCCUUUAUUGUCUUCACUGAAGCUAUCACCAAAAUGCCUGUCUCACCUUUGUGGUCCAUCCUCUUCUUCAUCAUGCUCUUCUGCUUGGGUUUGUCAUCUAUGUUUGGAAAUAUGGAAGGUGUGCUUGUACCUUUACAAGAUCUUAAGAUUAUACCCCCCAAAGUGCCUAAGGAAAUUAUUACUGGUCUUAUUUGCCUGGGGUCUUACUUGAUAGCUUUUAUUUUUGUGCUAAAGUCUGGAAAUUACUGGCUGGCUCUAUUUGACAACUUUGCUGGCUCUAUUCCCUUGCUAAUAAUUGCAUUUUUUGAGAUGUUUUCAGUCGUCUACAUUUAUGGAAUAGACAGGUUUAAUAAGGAUAUUGAGUUCAUGAUUGGACACAAGCCCAACAUUUUCUGGCAGAUUACCUGGAGAGUUGUCAGUCCUCUCAUUAUGUUAGUUAUCUUCUUCUUUUAUUUUGUGGUGAAAGUCAACGAAGAACUGCUCUACAGCAUUUGGGACCCUAGCUAUGAGGAGUUCCCCAAAACACAGAAGGUUGAAUAUCCCAAUUGGGUGUAUGCUAUUAUUGUAAUCCUUGCUGGUGUGCCUAGUUUGGCCAUCCCUGUCUUUGCCAUCUACAAAGCCAUCAGAAAUUGCUGUCAGAAAAAAAAUGAUCGUACGGGCCUUAUGAUCUCCACGUCUGAGACUUCUGUUAAUGGAAACUUAAAGUAUUCAUCGUAA